GUUUGGAGCUCACUGCGCCUCGACUGCGAUAACAACAAUUCACUCAGUUGCUUCUCUCCUGUCGAUACAUAUACACGUAUAAAACGUUCACACUCUCGACCCACUAUCAUCAAGUGAAGAGGUCUUAGACCGGAAAAACACCCAAAAGAGCAAAGGUGAAAAAGAUCGGCCAUCGCCAUAGAGUCGUCGCCGAAAAUCUCAUUCCUUUCUUCGCGUCUUCCAGGGAUACCACCAGGGUGCCGUAGUAUCUCCCACCUUUCUCUCCCCUUUCACUUCUAACUCCUUCCUCUCUCUCCACGAGUGAUUAUUGGAUUCAAGUAAGGAAAGAACGAUACUAGAUAAACGAAAUGAGUGAACAUAAAGAUUUAGAAGCUAGUAUCCCUCUCAAUUCGAUGCCACGAGCUUCUGACGUGGAUAUGGAUUUGACUCAUGGUGAGAGGAUUGAAGUAAAAAUCCAAGAUGCUAGACCACCAAGUAAUCAACCGAAGAAGAUUGUCAUUCCCGCUAUCAUCAUCAUACCCAUUUGGAUGGCAUGUUCCAUUUCUGUCAUUCUGUACAACAAAUAUGUCUUUUCAAACCUCAACUUUCCCUUUCCUGUCUUCUUGACUACUUGGCAUAUGACCUUCUCGGCCGCCUCUACUCGUAUUCUGCAGCGAACGACCAACAUGGUAGAUGGCGCCAAGGAUCUCGACAUUAGCCGAGAUAGAUGGUUGAAAUCCAUCCUCCCCAUUGGCGCCCUCUUCUCGGGCUCAUUGGUGCUGAGCAACUACGCCUAUCUCACGCUUUCAGUGUCUUUUAUUCAAAUGCUCAAGGCUUUUAACCCGGUCGCUAUCUUGUUGAUCAGUUUCGCUUUCAAGAUCCAAGAACCCAAUGCCCGUCUCAUGAUGAUUGUAGUGAUGAUUUCCGUCGGUUGCUCAUUGGCGGCCUAUGGUGAAUUGCACUUUGAGAUGUUCGGUUUCCUCUGUCAAUGCGCUGCGGUAGCCUUCGAAGCUAGCAGAUUGGUCAUGAUUCAGAUUCUUCUUCAUGGUCUCAAGAUGGACCCUCUUGUUUCACUCCACUACUACGCUCCAGUCUGUGCAGUCAUCAACCUUCUCAUCAUUCCUUUCACCGAAGGUCUUGAACCUUUCUAUGCUCUUCAUAGAGUUGGUAUCUUGGUGUUGUUCUCCAACGCCGGUAUCGCUUUUGCCCUUAACGUGGCCGCCGUUUUCCUCAUUUCAGUCGGCUCAGGUCUCAUUCUAACUCUUGCCGGUGUGCUCAAAGAUAUCCUUCUCAUCACUGGUUCCGUCCUCGCUUUCGGAUCAUCCAUCACUCCUCUUCAAGUGUUUGGAUAUUCGAUUUCUCUAGGAGGUUUGAUCAUGUUCAAGACUACUGGAGGGAAAUGAUUUCAUCCCACACCUCUUCCUCUUUCACCUGAGGGCGCUCACAUACCUCUUCUCAUUCAGACACUUAAAACCUGUCUUCUCGUCAAUCGUUGCCUCUCCCUUCUCCCGUCUUCUUCCCAAACAGUCUCCCCGUAGUAGGGAGGUAAGACGGUUUGAAUACAUAUUAUUCUUGUCUUGGUUUUGGAUAUGCAUAUUAGAUAAAGUGUGGUUUC
Tremella mesenterica DSM 1558 is the source of this 1594-nucleotide messenger RNA. Its product is annotated as CAS4p. Gene Ontology annotation, cellular component: endosome; Golgi apparatus; trans-Golgi network. Bases 348 to 1382 code for a protein of 344 amino acids. Gene Ontology annotation, molecular function: antiporter activity. NCBI's taxonomy places the organism in Eukaryota, Fungi, Basidiomycota, Tremellomycetes, Tremellales, Tremellaceae. The record is from RefSeq and is a predicted model, not a curated record. The transcript has 13 exons.